Salarias fasciatus (jewelled blenny) is the source of this 1590-nucleotide messenger RNA. Its product is annotated as cytosolic 5'-nucleotidase 1A-like. The record is from RefSeq and is a predicted model, not a curated record. Gene Ontology annotation, molecular function: magnesium ion binding; 5'-nucleotidase activity; nucleotide binding. Gene Ontology annotation, cellular component: cytosol; cytoplasm. The coding region runs from base 464 to 1567 and encodes 367 amino acids. The transcript has 9 exons. Gene Ontology annotation, biological process: nucleotide metabolic process; adenosine metabolic process. NCBI's taxonomy places the organism in Eukaryota, Metazoa, Chordata, Actinopteri, Blenniiformes, Blenniidae.
AGCUAUCGGCUUUUCUCUCAGUUCAUCUGAUGUAUUUGAAGGGAUUACAGGUAGAAACAAAAGUCCCAAACAGUACCGUCUUCCAGUACAAGUUGAGCCACGUCCACAAACAGAAGCUGAUGACACACAGGAGCAAAGUCCACAGGACGGCAGAGGAGCAGAGGCUGAACACACGAGGGACACAGAAACGCUGUAACGCAGAAGGACCGACAACUAGAGCACAUAAGACAGGCCCAUUAUACGCUAAAACACCAGGGGAUGGCCAUGACAAGCUCAGAGAGUGAAAGACAUCAUGGAGGGCGAACAGCAAUCAAACACGAGGGGAAAUCAAGGAAGGAGCCUGAAACGAGGGACAACGUGAGACUUCAAACUGAAACAGGAAACACGGGACAGAAAACGUGCCCAGUGACAGUACCGGCUUGUUUGGUUGUUGGAAUGCUUUCUCGAAGGAGGGUAAUCAGAAAUGCUCCAGUCUGAACCAGAGAUGGCGGUCAACAUUGCAGUGGCUUCCAGUGUCCUUCUCAAGGAGGAGAGCAGCAGCUCAGAGAGACUCGGUCCUGCCUUCCCUUUUGUCAAGGCUCUGAAGGCAGUGAAUGCUAAGCUGAAAGAGAACUACCCUGAGAGUGAGGAGCUGUUUAAAGUCAUGCUCCUGGAUGAAAAGCCAUCAGAUUCACUGAAGAAUGCCAUCCGAACCCAUGAUCUGGAAGAACUCAUUACUGUCUUGAAUGUGAGAGAAGAUCUUGUUGGUGAAUUAAAGAGGAUUAACACUGCCCUGUACCUGUCUGAUUCAGAAGCUUUGGCUAAAAAAGUACUGAACCAAGGAAUAGCUGCUGCAUUCAUGCCCACUCCAAAAGAAAUAAAAGAAGUAUCGGAGGAUCAGCUGCGUGUCGCCUUUGAUGGUGAUUCUGUGCUCUUCUCUAAUGAAUCUGAACGUGUUUUCCAAGACUCUGGAUUGACAGGAUACUUACAGCACGAGAGAAACAAUGUUGAAAAACUCCUGGACCCGGGGCCACUCUGUUCGUUCCUGGAGGUCUUGGAGAAGCUGAAGAAGAAGCUGCACGAUAAGGGUCUGUUAAAGAACUGCCCCAUUCGCACCUAUCUGGUGACAGCUCGGCGUGCAGGCUGUGAUGGCUACAGAGCUUUAAACUCCCUACACUCCUGGGAUCUCGAGGUUGACGAGGCCUUCUUUCUGGGCCUGAGUCCAAAAGGUCCCAUUCUGGACAACAUCAGGCCCCAUCUCUUCUUUGACGAUCAGCCGCGUCAUAUUCAGGCUGCUUUGGAGAUGCUCCAGUCUGAACCAGAGAUGGCGGUCAACAUUGCAGUGGCUUCCAGUGUCCUUCUCACGGAGGAGAGCAGCAGCUCAGAGAGACUCGGUCCUGCCUUCCCUUUUGUCAAGGCUCUAAAAGCAGUGAAUGCUAAGCUGAAAGAGAACUACCCUGAGAGUGAGGAGCUGUUUAAAGUCAUGCUCCUCGAUGAAAAACCAUCAGAUUCACUAAAGAAUGCCAUCCGAACCCAUGGUCCGCCGCCAUCCCCCGACCAGACCCACAGACAGACAGUUUUUCAAUAAAUAAAUAAAUAAAUAAUUUAAAA